Molecule: messenger RNA, 3149 nt
Organism: Corylus avellana
Lineage: Eukaryota; Viridiplantae; Streptophyta; Magnoliopsida; Fagales; Betulaceae
Product: L-aspartate oxidase 2-a, chloroplastic
Biological process (GO): NAD+ biosynthetic process
Molecular function (GO): L-aspartate oxidase activity
Source: RefSeq, a predicted model, not a curated record
CUAUUUUACCUCAAAUCCUUUAUUUUGUUAUUGGUUUUGGAAAAAGUUGUGAGAUUUUUGUGUGUUGAUUUUGGAACCCACUGUUGUUCUUUAUCUAUGAGUUUUGGAAUUCCUUGCUUUCCCCCUGAACCAUCUUAAUAAUUGGAUGCCAAACAAAAGAAUUUUGUGUGUAUAGCUUAACACUGCACUCACCAGAUGAAAAAUUGACAUGUGUCCUUAGAGCACGUAAUUCUCACAUGCAUUAUUAAUAAUGCAUGUGACUCGUGCUUUAAGGAUAAAUAUCAGUUUAAUAUACUAUAUCGGAGAUAUUUCCUCUGCAAUUUGGAGGAAAAUUUUGUUUGAAAAUGGAUCCAAAGUGCCCAACUUUGGUCCAAAUCAAGCACUCAUUAGUAGAAUAACGUAUCAGCCAAAGUGCCAAUUCUUAAUGCUCAGUUGGCAACCCCCAUUCACAGAGAUUGGCUCUCUGCAGAUUUUCUUUUAUGGCUAACUGAAAUCUAAUGUCGUUUGGAACAAACAAAUAUAUUAAAGGUUAGUAUCUUGCUCUAUCUAUGGUAAGAAGCAACUAGAAGUUUUCCAUAGGCAGUUGGUGCGCCAAUAAUAGAAAAUAAAAGUUUCAUCAAUUCUAUAUUGGCAUUGACAGAAUGCUCUCACCAAUUUAUUGACAUCGAGACAUACAAAGAAGAAUGAGACAUAUUAAUUCAUCAAUCAAUAUACAACAAAAGUAUAAAUGAACUUCUGUUAUGAUCUCAGGGUUGGUGUCAAGGAGUGUAACUAGUGAUCUGGUUUUCCUGUUCUGGACCCUGCCGGCUUCUUUCAACAACGCCGCUAACCUCCGCCACUCAUCAUCCACAUCAGGAGUUUCUGUUCCAAGCUUCUCUUCUCUCAUGCCAACCAGAUAUUCCAAAAUUCCAAUGGCAUCAUCAAGCCUGUGAAAUCAUAAGUUGGAAAGCACACAGAUAUCACAAACUAUAGGCAAAGGGAAGCAGAGGGAGAAGAUCACAGCUACUGUGGAAACCAACAAAAACACAGAUAAAUCAGUUUGCUAAAAUAUAGCUAAAGACUGGUACCUGCCCAUUGCAUCAUAAGUGGCGGCAAGAUUGCUAAUGAUCCCUAAUGUCUCAGUAUUUUGAUUUUGCUGUCAUUGGCAGUGGAGUUGCAGGCCUUCGUUAUGCUCUUGAUGUUGCAAAGCAUGGUUCUGUCGCUGUGAUUACCAAGGCUGAGCCUCAUGAGAGCAACACAAACUAUGCUCAGGGUGGUGUUGGUUCUGUGUUGAGCCCUUCAGAUUCUGUGGAGAGUCACAUGCAUGACACCAUUGUAGCUGGGGCUUAUCUAUGUGAUGAGGAGACUGUCAGGGUUGUCUGCACAGAAGGACCUGACAGAAUCAGAGAAUUGAUGGCUAUGGGUGCCUCAUUUGAUCACGGGGAAGAUGGAAACUUGCAUCUAACAAGGGAGGGGGGGCACUCUCAUCACAGAAUUGCUCAUGUAGCUGAUAUGACUGGAAGGGAGAUUGUGCGGGUUCUACUGAAGGCAGUUGUCAAUGAUCCAAAUAUUUCUGUGUUUGAUCACCAUUUUGCGAUAGAUUUGCUAACGUACCAGGAUUGUUCUGACACAAUAUGUCUGGGUGUUGACACAUUUAAUACUGAAACAUUAGAGGUAACAACAAAAUUUACCAUUUAUUAUGCCCAAAAAUCUCACUAUCUUCAUUCCAUAACCUUUACUUUUUUGAAUUUUCAGGCGAUAAGGUUUAUUUCAAAGGUGACUUUACUUGCAUCAGGUGGGGCUGGACAUAUCUAUCCAACAACUACAAAUCCUCUGAUAGCCACAGGAGAUGGAAUGGCCAUGGCCUAUCGUGCUCAAGCUGUUAUUUCAAAUAUGGAAUUUGUGCAGUUCCACCCAACUGCAUUAGCUGACGAAGGCCUUCCCAUCAAACCAACCAAGUCUCGAGAGAACGCAUUUCUUAUUUCUGAAGCUGUUAGGGGCGCCGGAGGCAUCCUGUACAAUCUAGGCAUGGAAAGGUUCAUGCCCUUGUAUGAUGAGAGAGCUGAGCUUGCUCCCAGGGAUGUGGUGGCAAGAAGUAUAGAUGACCAGCUUAAAAAGCGUAAUGAGAAAUAUGUGCUCCUUGAUAUUAGUCACAGGGCCAGCGAAAAAAUUCUCUCCCACUUCCCCAACAUUGCUGCUGAGUGCUUAAAGUAUGGUCUGGACAUUACCCGGCAGCCGAUUCCAGUGGUUCCCGCUGCUCAUUACAUGUGUGGGGGUGUGCACGCCAGGCUUCAUGGGGAGACAAAUAUUCAGGGCUUGUACGUGGCAGGAGAGGUUGCAUGCACAGGUUUGCAUGGAGCAAACCGACUUGCUAGUAACUCAAUAGUUGAAGCUUUAGUUUUUGCAAGAAGAGCUGUCCAGCCCUCAAUUGAUCACAUGAAGAGCUCUAAACAUGAUCCUAGUACUUCAAAUUUGUGGGGUAAACCAGUUGUUACUUCUUCACUUGGGAGUGAUGCUAUGGACAAAAUUUUAACAAUGACAAGAACAAUAAGGAAAGAAUUGCAAUCAAUCAUGUGGGAUUAUGUGGGAAUUGUUCGGUCGACGACAAGGCUGGAAUUUGCAGAGCAAAAGAUUGGUGAGUUGGAGGCUAAAUGGGAGGAGUACUUAUUUCAGCAAGGGUGGGAGCCAACAAUGGUGGGGCUUGAGGCUUGUGAAAUGAGGAACCUCUUUUGUUGUGCGGAGCUGGUGAUCAGCAGUGCCCUUUCCAGGCAUGAAAGCCGUGGGCUUCACUACACGGUUGAUUUUCCUAAUUUGGAGGAAAGUAAGAGGCUCCCAACAAUUAUUUUCCCUUGUUCAUCAGUCAAGAGUACCUGGAGUUCACGACAACUACACAAGCAGCUCAUGUGUUAAAGAAAGGAGCCUUCCUGCCAAUAAAAAUUUAUUCUUAGAAUUGUAUCAAAAUGAUAAUGUCAUCCUUCUUGUGCUCUUCUUCCAUUAUGGGCCAAUGUUUGAUUCUAAUGAAUAAUGGCCUAUAGAUUUAGUACCAAUUAUGGGAAAAACCCUAUAAACCAUAGCCUAUUGAUUUAAAUGAUAAUGUCAUCCUUCAUGUGCUCUUCUUCCAUUAUUGGCCAAUGUGUAAGUUUCUGAUUCUAAUGAAUAAUAGCCUAUUU